UUGACUCGGACUCAGCUGCAUAUACUUGUGUCUGGAUCACACAGGAUUACAGAGAACUGUGCGCGAUACAUACUGUAAGGAUAUCUGUCUUUAACGUGCAAUAUGACUUUUGAAGAGCCGUGUGGAGAUAACGCAACGGAAAGAAUGGACUCUGUUGAAAAGGCACUGGAAGAGGUCCUGACAGCUGCGUUACCUCAGGGUUGCAUCACUGUGGGAGUUUAUGAAGCAGCGAAGUCGCUUAAUGUGGACCCAGACAAUGUAGUCUUUUGUCUGCUGGCCACAGAUGAGGAGGAUGUGAAAGAUGUGGCCCUCCAGAUCCAUUUUACCUUGAUUCAAGCCUUCUGUUGUGAGAACGACAUCAAUAUCUUGCGAGUGAACAACAUGAGACGUCUGGCAGAGAUCCUGGAGGGCAUGAAACCGGGAGGAGAGUCGAUGGACCUCCACUGUGUAUUAGUCACCAAUCCACAGUCGUCCACAUGGAAAGAUCCAGCGCUCAGCAAACUAAAUCGAUUCUGUAGAGACAGUCGGGGUUUGGACCAGUGGGUGCCAGUCAUCAAUCUGCCCGAACGAUGAACCGAAGCAAACAAUCUACUUCACAGCUUUUACAAGCUACUGCACAAGAUUGGAGUUCUGCUCUGGAUGAAGCCUAAUAAUAACGAGGGAUUAACCAAACGCGCCGGAUGAGAUGUAUUCCAGCAAACCCAAUGAUCAGAACAAGUGUGGAUUUUGUGUUUCCAGGUGGUUCAGAACAGGAAGAAUGAAUGAAUGACUGACUCAGCGCUGUGUUCAAAGUGCUGCAGGGAUUGAGUUUACCGGGAAAGAGACUGCACAGGAAACUGAAUCACACAUGCUGGAUUGGAGUAUUAAGACUGGAACACGUGCAGCUGGAAUCUACUCGAGCAAAUGUGAUCUGGCUGUCUGAGAUCAGAUGGGCUGGGAAAUGUUGGGCUUUCUGCAACCCCGCUGCAAGAGCAUAACUCAUGAUAUCAAUGCUGUCCUGUAUUAUAAUUAUUUAAAAGGGAAUAUACACGUUUUUAUUGAUUUGAGUAGAAAUGAGUUACUUGUUUAACUGUUUUACAAUAUGUUCUCUCUUGUAUUUUAAAAUGUUAAUUUAUUCACUGUAUUUAUAUUGUUGCGUUCAUCAUCAGAAAGUGUUCGAAAUAAAAUGUCAGAUCAA
Messenger RNA from Danio aesculapii, 1177 nucleotides. RefSeq names its product growth arrest and DNA-damage-inducible, alpha, b (gene gadd45ab). The record is from RefSeq and is a predicted model, not a curated record. Gene Ontology annotation, cellular component: cytoplasm; nucleus. Gene Ontology annotation, biological process: regulation of cell cycle. Lineage: Eukaryota; Metazoa; Chordata; Actinopteri; Cypriniformes; Danionidae.